AUGCCCAACCAGCAACCCAAACCACAAACAAAACCUCGCAAACCUCUAGAACAUCUAUCCAACAUGAACAAAGACUCGUCCUUCACGUACGUCCACAUGACGACGCCUUCCAACACAGACCUCUUUGAGGACUUUUGCAAGGACAAGCUGCCGUCUGAUGAAAUCUUUGUCCCGCUGCAGCAUCAGCCGCUGAAUCCGGAGGAUGAGGAUGACGUUGUUCCGGAUCAGCAUGCUGCGUUUGGAAUCACCCGCGCGACGAGGGAGGUGAAGGGGGCGGCGUGGAAGGAUUUGGGGCUGGGGGAGUUGAUGAGGAGGGGGCCGCCGAAGGGGAGUUCUGGGAGGGGGUUGAAGGGAUUGCCUAGGUAG
This is a messenger RNA of Pochonia chlamydosporia 170, 366 nucleotides long. RefSeq names its product Apc13 domain-containing protein. The coding region runs from base 1 to 366 and encodes 121 amino acids. NCBI's taxonomy places the organism in Eukaryota, Fungi, Ascomycota, Sordariomycetes, Hypocreales, Clavicipitaceae. Gene Ontology annotation, cellular component: anaphase-promoting complex. Gene Ontology annotation, biological process: positive regulation of mitotic metaphase/anaphase transition. The transcript is spliced from 2 exons. The record is from RefSeq and is a predicted model, not a curated record.